This is a messenger RNA of Micropterus dolomieu (smallmouth bass), 2211 nucleotides long. It is a transcript of the gene zdhhc3a, whose product is annotated as zinc finger DHHC-type palmitoyltransferase 3a. Bases 224 to 1201 code for a protein of 325 amino acids. Gene Ontology annotation, cellular component: Golgi apparatus; endoplasmic reticulum. The transcript is spliced from 7 exons. The record is from RefSeq and is a predicted model, not a curated record. Lineage: Eukaryota; Metazoa; Chordata; Actinopteri; Centrarchiformes; Centrarchidae. Gene Ontology annotation, biological process: peptidyl-L-cysteine S-palmitoylation; protein targeting to membrane. Gene Ontology annotation, molecular function: protein-cysteine S-palmitoyltransferase activity.
UCUGACGUGUCUUUCCGGUGUUCCCAUUGGCUCGUUUGGUGUCAUGACGUCUUGCUGUUGGUGAGGGGGCGGGGCAUCGAAGGGGAGCAACAAAGCAGCAGCAGCAGCAGCAGCAGCGACCGAAGGACGCUCGUGUUUCAGCAUGCGGUGACUGAGACUGUGGCCUGAAGGCACAGCUGGUCUGGUGGCGGCGGCAGCAGCAGGCAUCUAGCUUAGAUGAAGGAUGAAGAGCCCGGUGCACAGAUGCAGGGACGUGGAGCACGGGCGUGGGCAGGCCGGGGCAGGAACCACCUGCCUACAGGCAGAGCAGCGCAUCCCUAUCUCCAAAGAUGUCAUCACUUCCACGUCUGCCUCUGCCAUGUGGUUCAUCAGGGACGUCUGCGGCAUCGUGUGCGCUGUCAUCACCUGGCUGCUGGUGUUUUACGCAGAGUUCGUGGUGCUGUUUGUAAUGCUGCUGCCCUCCAAGAAUCUGACGUACAGCAUUGUGAACGGCACCCUGUUCAACACUCUGGCCUUCCUUGCCCUUGCCUCACACCUCAGGGCCAUGUGCACUGACCCUGGGGCCGUACCAAAAGGGAAUGCUACUAAGGAAUACAUAGAAAGCCUUCAGCUGAAACCAGGGCAGGUGGUCUACAAAUGUCCCAAGUGCUGCAGCAUCAAGCCUGACCGAGCACACCACUGCAGUGUUUGCAAACGCUGCAUACGAAAGAUGGACCACCACUGCCCCUGGGUCAAUAACUGUGUUGGGGAGAACAACCAAAAGUACUUUGUGCUUUUCACAAUGUACAUUGCACUCAUCUCUCUCCACUCUCUGGUCAUGGUGAUCUUCCAUUUCCUCAACUGCUUUGAAGAUGAUUGGACAAAGUGCAGUUCCUUCUCUCCUCCAGCAACAGUCAUCCUCCUCAUACUCCUGUGCUUUGAGGGUCUCCUCUUCCUCAUCUUCACCUCUGUGAUGUUCGGCACCCAAGUCCACUCCAUCUGUACCGACGAGACCGGGAUCGAGCGUCUCAAGGGAGAGACGGGGAGGUGGGGGAAGGUGCCGUGCUGGGAGGCCAUGCAGGUGGCGUUCGGCGGCCCGUUCUCUCUGUCCUGGUGCAGCCCCUUCGCAGGGCUGAGCUGCAAGAAGAGCCACCCAGAGCACUUCACCGUCCCACAGGGGGAGAUCAUCGAGGAGGAUGUCAUAGAGAUACCGCUGGACUAGCACUCCCUGAAGUCAGCGAGACACUGGUUCUCAAUCUGCCAGCGCUUCUGCACAAGCAAGUAAAGAUCCCUUUGGAUUUCGUGGACGCACGGUUUUUAAAGACUUUAUUAAAUAAUGGGAAACCUGGAAUUUUAAUCUUUAUCUUGAAGACCUUUUUAUCUAUGUAUCACGACAUGUCCCCUCUUCUAGUAUAAGUGCAGCCGUUUGCAGGAUGUUCAGGGCAGCGACCUUAAACUUUAGUAUCCUGGCCCUUUUUUAUAAAUGUUCUGCUGUUGCACACACAAUAGGGGGGACUCCUAAUACCACGUGGAAAUGAUCUUGUAUUACUCAACUUGCGCUGCCCAACCUGCAGUAUUUUCCUGAAAUCAUUGUGUAACUAAGUGGUGAAGGACGCAAAAUUCCUGUUAGCGCAACCAAAGUGUUUCUGACUCGAGGUGAGAAGAUGAUGGAUUUUAAAGCAUCUCUUUGAGCCGCCUCAGGAGAACGCCACUAACUGUAGCACUAAUGUGACACUUGAAGCAUGAGCAGUCUGCUUUCAACCACUUUGCUGUCUGAUGCCUUUUUUCUUUUUUUUGAGGAUUUUAAUUCACAUUGUGCCUUAUCUGUCUUGAGGAGCAAACAUUUCAGUGUGACACAAUGUAGGGGAAAACUUUUUUUUGUAUGUGUUGUUCAGUUACUUAUCCAUCCAGUUGUGGUGUCUGUGUCUGGAGUUGCCAUUUUCACCUCAUCACUCUGUUGCACAUGCAGAAAAUUCAACGGUAAUUGACUUUACGUGGAAGAGAUUAAUAUGUAAUUGAAUAAGCUACUGGAUAAGGGCUUUUAACUGAAAUGGGUGCUGGAUGUCAUGGGACCACUCAUGUUUUAUCAUGUUUACAUUUUAACAGUUUCAUUCAUUUUGUGGGUUUCACUUUUAAAUUCUAAAAUAAAUGGAAAUAUUUCAUAUACAUUCAUAUCUGUACAUUAUGAACAGUAUUGUUGCUGGUAAUCAUAAAACAAAAAACAGCAUUGAA